UGGAGUCGAAGCGGCUGCAGCUGGCGCCGCGUCUGCCCCGCGUGCCCGGAGCGGAUUCUGCUGGCCGCCCCCGGAGCCCUGCUGAGCGGGUUAUCGCUUCCUGCCUGUGACCGACCAGCGUUGCAGAGCCUAGCAAUGCCGUUUGGGUGUGUGACUCUGGGCGACAAGAAGAACUAUAACCAGCCAUCGGAAGUGACUGACAGAUAUGAUUUGGGACAAGUCAUCAAGACUGAGGAGUUCUGUGAAAUUUUCCGGGCCAAGGACAAGACAACGGGCAAGAUGCACACCUGCAAGAAGUUCCAGAAGCGCGAUGGCCGCAAGGUGCGGAAGGCAGCCAAGAAUGAGAUUGGAAUCCUCAAGAUGGUGAAACACCCUAACAUCCUGCAGCUGGUAGAUGUGUUUGUGACCCGCAAGGAAUACUUCAUCUUUCUGGAGCUGGCCACGGGGAGGGAGGUGUUUGACUGGAUCCUGGACCAGGGCUACUACUCGGAGCGAGACACGAGCAACGUGGUGCGGCAGGUCUUGGAGGCUGUGGCCUACUUGCACUCGCUCAAGAUUGUACACAGGAACCUCAAGCUGGAAAACCUAGUGUACUACAACAGGCUGAAGAACUCAAAGAUUGUCAUCAGUGACUUUCACCUGGCUAAGCUAGAAAACGGCCUUAUCAAGGAGCCCUGUGGAACCCCGGAGUAUCUGGCACCGGAAGUGGUAGGACGGCAACGGUAUGGUCGCCCUGUGGACUGUUGGGCCAUUGGUGUCAUCAUGUAUAUCCUGCUUUCAGGCAACCCGCCCUUCUAUGAGGAGGUAGAAGAAGAUGACUAUGAGAACCAUGAUAAGAAUCUCUUCCGCAAGAUCCUGGCUGGUGACUAUGAGUUUGACUCUCCGUACUGGGACGAUAUUUCUCAAGCAGCCAAAGACCUGGUCACAAGGCUGAUGGAGGUAGAGCAAGACCAGCGGAUUACUGCAGAAGAGGCCAUCUCCCACGAGUGGAUUUCUGGCAAUGCAGCUUCUGAUAAGAACAUCAAGGAUGGUGUCUGUGCCCAGAUUGAGAAGAACUUUGCCAGAGCCAAGUGGAAGAAGGCUGUCCGAGUGACCACUCUCAUGAAGCGGCUCCGGGCACCAGAGCAAUCUGGAACAGCAGCAGCCCAGUCUGCUUCAGAUGCUGCCACUCCGGGGGCUGCUAGUGGGGCCAUUGCUGCAGCUGCAGGUGGAGCUGCCUCAGCCUCUGGGGCCAGUGCUACCGUAGCCACAGAGGGUGGUGCUGGGUGUACUGCCAAGAGUGAUGAAAUAGCCUCUGCAGAUCGUAGUGCUACCCCAGCCACAGACGGCAGCGCCACUCCAGCCACAGAUGGUAGUGUCACCCCAGCCACUGAUGGGAGCAUCACCCCAGCCACUGACGGGAGCGUCACUCCAGCUACUGACAGGAGUGUCACUCCAGCUACUGAUGGGAGAGCUACACCAGCCACAGAAGAGAGCACAGUGCCUGCCACUCAAAGCAGUGGCAUGCCAGCUGCAAAGGCAGCAGCCACCCCUGAGCCGGCUGUGGCCCAGCCGGACAGCACAGCCCUAGAGGGUGCCACAGGCCAGGCUCCACCCUCUAGUAAAGGAGAAGAGGCUACUGGCUGUGCCCAGGAGUCUCAGAGGGUGGAGACAAGCUGAAUGGGCAGCCUGUUGGGGGUUUUGAGGGAUGGGAAGGAGGGUGGGAGUUUGGAUGAGGGGCUUCUCACUGUAUAUAGAGUCACUGGCAUGAUGCCCUAGCUCCCCCCAAGCUCCCUCAUCCCAGUGGGGCAUGCCUGGGGGCCAUGGGAGAGCAGUCUCGUCUCCUGUGUGGAUGUAUGUGAGUGGUGGGCAGGCCAGAGGCAGGGCCAGCCCCAGCCCCUGCAUGGAUUCCUUGUGGCUUUCUGUCUUUCGCUAGCUUCACCAGUUUCUGUUCCUUGUGGGAUGCUGCUCUAGGGAUACUCAGGGGGUCCUUGCUCUCCUUCCCUUCCUGCCUCAUCACUUCCCCAGGCAGGCCCUGCAAACCUCAUACUUUCCCAGGCCCUAAAUGGGUGGCCUUGCCCUGAGAGCUGGUCCUCCAGCGAGGCCCUGUCAGCAGUGUUAGGCUCCUGCACAUGAAGGUGUGUACCUGUGGUGUUUGGGCUGCUCUAGGAGUAGACUCUGGCUGCAAGAGAGGAUGCAGCAAUCUAGGGCAGUGUGCUUUAAGUCUGGUCACAUGGUUGGGGGCAGGCACUGCAUGGUAGCUGUGGGGAUCCUCAGAAGUGGGAGAGAGAAUGGGCAGAAGCUUCCAUCUUUUUCCCUGGGUGGGGAUGGCAAUCUUCCCUCUGAAGAUUCUUGUGUUAUUUCAUAGCCUCCUGAGUCCUGUAGUGGGUUGCUCUGUAUCCUGAUUCUUAUGAAACUCUAAAGGAGAGAGCCAUGUCAGAUGCAGCAGCAGUGCCUAGGAGAACAGAGUACAGGGCCAACACCAGUGCCCCAGCCUAUCUGGGUCCUUCCUGUGAGCUGAAUACGGAGGGGUGGUGUCCCCCCAUGGUCUUCCUAGAUGCCACUACCAAGGAAGAGACUUUUCCCAUAGUCACCUCAUGCAGGCUCAGGCCAUAAAUCCGCUUCCUCCCAGGGAGGCAUGGCAGUACCUCAUAGACUGCAUUGGGAGCUUGCUUUUUCACAGCGGCAGAUUUUCUGCUCUUAGUUCAGUAACACGGAGAGACUUUUCCUCGGUUUCUACUAUCAGAGGUUAAGGUAUCACUCAGCCCUAUAAAGUAGCUCUGGCUGGGAUGAGGAAGCAGAAUAAGAUCCCCCAGCUCCCUGAGGGAUGCUCUUGGCAGGUGCCCUUGGUCAGACCCUACCACAGCCUGAACAGGCAGCCACGCUGGUCCUUGCCCUUGCUCGGCACUCUAUGGUGGUCCUGCCCUUCUCCCUGCAUGCCUGUGGGUCUGCUCUGGUAUGUGAAGGUUGGUGGGCUAACUGUGUGCCUGCUGAACCUGGCAAAUAAACGUCACCCUGCAAAGUCUCUGGCCACCCUCUUGCCUUUGCUUCCUCUGUCCUAUUGGGGAGGAGCCUAUGGAAGGCACUGGGGGAGGGAAGAGGCUGUGGGAGCAGGUUUUGAGUAGUGGCUGAUGCUCUCAGUGCAUUACUUGGGGUGAAAGUGGAGGUCACCUUCUCCAGUGUCUACCUGGAUGAUGUUGGAAAUCCUCUGGACUCUAAAAGACUACAGGAAUGGUGUUUUUCAGCUGAGAUCUAACCUGGACAGAGCACUGAAGGGCUGAUCCUUUCCCGAUUCUUGCUGACAAAGAGCCUUUGUCUUAACUUGGACAUAGAGGUGGAAUCCACUGAGGGCCAACCACUAUAGAAGUGACCUUGCUCGUGGGCACAGUGGGCCUCCUUGGGCUGAGGAGAGGGUGGGGUUGCACAACAGUUCUGUGCUGUAUGUUGAUGCCUACUUCCUGUGAAUACCUGUGCUUUCCACUUAGACCAAAAAGAUUUCAUUCUGUCUUCCCCGGCUGGUGCAUACCUGCUUUAUAAUAUGGAGUCAUGUAUGUUUCUUCUGGGGGAGUAAUACUGCUAACAAUGCGGUAAAAAUCGCUAAGGAGACUCGCGGCAACUCAGACGGGCUUUGGUGAACUCAUCUGGGUUGCUUUCUCAGGGAGGACCUUAACUUAUCUGAUGUGGGAAUAAUAAAGA
Molecule: messenger RNA, 3675 nt
Organism: Grammomys surdaster
Lineage: Eukaryota; Metazoa; Chordata; Mammalia; Rodentia; Muridae
Gene: Camkv
Product: CaM kinase like vesicle associated
Exons: 11
Coding region: 136-1659 (507 amino acids)
Biological process (GO): peptidyl-serine phosphorylation
Cellular component (GO): intracellular anatomical structure
Molecular function (GO): calmodulin binding; ATP binding; calcium/calmodulin-dependent protein kinase activity
Source: RefSeq, a predicted model, not a curated record